UACAUAAAUACAUGUAGGCAACACACCAAUGUAUAUAAAUUUUAAAAAGUACAAAAAUAAGUGUAUUAUUUGUUGAGUUUUGACAAAUUACCACUCUGGUUAAAAUAUAGGACUAUUCAGGCUGGGCAUAGUAGCGCACACCUUUAGUCCCAGCACUUGGGAGGCAGAGGCAGGGGAAUCUCUGUAUGUUCAAGGCCAGCCUGUUCUACAUAGUGAGGAGUUCCAGAACAGCCAGAGUUAUGUAACAGAGAUACUAUCUCAAAAAAAAAGGACUAUUCCAUAACCAUCCCAAACCUUCCUAGUGAUCUUUGAGAUCAACCUUCCCAUUCCAGGAAACUAUUAUUCUAAUAGCUUAUAAUUUAGAAGAUUCAGUGUGGACCCCAUAUGCUGCGCUUUGCUGUUGUUAUUGUUAUUCCUGUUUGCUUUUCAGAAAAAGGCUUGCAGUGUAGUCUAAACUGUCUUGAAAUUUAUGACUCUCCUGCUUCUACUCCUGAAUGCUGGGAAUACAAGUGAGCCCCACCAUACCUGGCUAUUGGAUUAAAUUUAUUGCUGAAGUUAUUUCUGGAGAUGGACAUGGGUUAUUUCUAGUUUUCGUUUUGUUUUGUUUCUUUGUUUUGUUUUUCAAGACAGGGUUUCUCUCUGUAGCCUUGGCUAUCCUGGAAUGCCCUCUAUAAACCAGGCUGGCCCCAAAUUUACAGAGAUAUGCCUACCUAUGCCUCCUGAGUGAUGGGGAUUUAAAGCAUGAGUCACCACCACCCAGUUUAACAUGGUUUCAAUAGUGAAAAAUAAGAUAGCAAUCUCAGCAAGAAGCCCAAGACUGGUGCAGUAUCUGAGAAAGUCCUGGUAACCAUCGCCUAAGCAGCAGGAUAUUUAUAUUCCCAGUCUCGCCUGAGGCUUGUUACUAUGGUUGUUUUUAUUGUUGUUAUUAUUAUAUUUUCUUCUCAUUGAAUUGAAGCUUGACACUAGAUUUUUUUAAAACUCAUAGUUAAGGAAAAAUAAAAAGGUAAAACAUUUCUACACAGUUGCAGCAAAACCACCGUUUUGAAAUGCCCAGUGUUGAAAGUCGGAGUUCCCCGCACUCCAUCCUGAAGGGAGGGGGCUGAGUGUCUGUGCAGCAGCUGCUCUCUGAGUGUAACCAAACAGCCUGUUUUCCCCUAUGAAAAAAACAGCGUUUGGCCAAUGAGCAAAGCGACGAGGUCGUCGAGUGAGACUGAAGAUAUUUGGGAAACAGAGGAGGAUGACAUGACAGAAGGUGACCUAGGGUGUGGCCUCGGAAGAAGACCUGGUGGUGUUUAUGAAGUUUCGUGUUCAAUUACAUCGAAGAAAAGGUCAGCCGGAAAGAACUUGAGCCCUCCUCUGUUUCCAAGAAAUGGAGAAGAAAGAAGCGAAACCAUUUUUCAGUAUUCCAGGAAUAAGGGCUUACAGGACAUGUGCGCUCACGGAUGCGGAGCGUCCAGCUACAGACGGCAGAGCAGCACGAAUUCUAACUCAGAAUUGUCAAAUGAACAAUUAAGACAACGUCUUCAUGAAACUUUAGAGGAAGUAGAGAUUUUAAAAACUGAACUUGAAGCAUCUCAAAGACAACUUGAAGGGAAAGAGGAAGCACUGAAAAUCCUUCAGAGCAUGGCAGUGCUUGACAAAGCCACAAGUCACACACAGACAGUGCUUCAAAAAACCAUAGAACAAAAGAGAUCUUUGGAGAAGGAAAUAAAUGCCUUGCAGUGGGAAAUGGAAUUUGAUCAGGAUAGAUUUAAAAAUAUAGAGGAAUCCUGGAUCCAAAAAUAUGACAGACUAAACUGUGAUAAUGCAAUCCUCAGAGAGAAUCUGAAGGUGAAAACAGAAGAAAUUAAAAUGCUUAAGUCUGAAAAUGCUGUUUUGAAUCAGCGGUAUUUGGAGGCCCUCGCCAUGCUUGAUAUCAAACAGCAGAAGAUGGCUCAGGAGAACAUGGUUCAGGAGGACAGUGGCUUUGCAGAGGUGUCCGGUCUCGAGCUUGCUGUCCUUGGAGCCUGCCUGUGUCUCGGUCCUGGAGGGAGCCCCUGUUCUUGUGCCAGAAUGGCAGCAUCCACUCGGAAACUGGUUCUUCAGCUCAAACAAGAGUUGGAAAUUCUGCAGAAAAGUAAGGAAGAAGCUCACAUAAUGGCAGAUGCAUUCAGAAUUGCUUUUGAGCAACAAUUAAUGAGGAAAAACGAGCAGGCACUGAGACUGGCACACGUGGAUAUGUGUAGAAGAGCAGCAACAGGAAUAAACAGGCAACACCCGAAAGAGGAUGGAUAUGCAUCACAAAGGAGAAAGAAGACCUUUGGGCAGAGGCUGCUGGGGAUACUCCCUUCAGAAAACAGUUCCAAGAGGACUGAAGACCAAGACAAUCAGCAAGAAGUCUUCAGGAUGCUAAUAGACUUGUUGAAUGACAAAGAAGAAGCACUGGCUCAUCAAAGAAAGGUCAGUUACAUGCUUGCUCGGACACUGGAAGACAAAGACACUGCAGCAAAGAAUAAGGGCAGAAUUCCCAGGAACCAGAAUUUCCUAUUCACAACCUCCUGGCAGGAAGCUUCAGAAGACUGUGUUUUGUGUGAUCCAGCACAUUCAAAUGUCCAUGUUUCUGAUCCUGUGGGUUGCAUUUGUUCAGUCCAGCAUCCCCAGAGACACUCAGACUGCUCAAGAGCUCUUAAAAGAUCCUGUUCUUUGCCAUCAAAUAUAUUUUAAAAACAAACCAGAUGAAAUUAGGAUUAGAGUUGCUAAAAAUCAGAUUUUGGAGUUGGAAAUGUAUCUCAGAGGUAGGAGGACACUUGGUCAGUGUUCAUAAGGCCUUGGUUUUAGUACAUGGUGGUGUACACCUUUAAUCCCAGACUUGGGAAUCUGAGACAGGCAGCAGAUCUCUGACUUUGAGACCAGGUAGUCUACAGAGCCAGUUCCAGGACAAGGGCAACACAAGGGAACCCUGUCUUGAAAAAUCAAAACAAAACAAAAAAGGCCUUGGAUUUGAUGUUCAGCAUUGCAAGGACUUUGAAAAGAAACACAGGGCAUGGAGGAUCAUACUUCUAAAUCCUAGCACUUGGGAGACUUAGGCAAAAAGACUACUGUGAAUUUGACUAGAUUACAGUAAGACUAUUGCCAAUGUUGAUAAAUAUUAAGAAGUUGUAUGUUUUCUAGAUGUUUUUAAAAUGUGUUACCAUAGUAAUUUACAAAGUAGUAAGUUCAUUAUGAUAUCUGAAUAGAUAUAUUAACAAUAUAUGUGUUUUGACCAUAUCCUCCUUUUUUAAUUUUAGGAUGCAGCUUAAGUAAUCAAAUCUUUAACACAUGUUCUAUAAGAAAUAUACUAGUAUUGUAUAAGAAAUGUAUUGUGUGGACAUCUUAUUUAUAAAAUGC
Messenger RNA from Cricetulus griseus (Chinese hamster), 3366 nucleotides. The record is from RefSeq and is a predicted model, not a curated record. NCBI's taxonomy places the organism in Eukaryota, Metazoa, Chordata, Mammalia, Rodentia, Cricetidae.